Podarcis lilfordi (Lilford's wall lizard) is the source of this 15294-nucleotide messenger RNA. NCBI's taxonomy places the organism in Eukaryota, Metazoa, Chordata, Lepidosauria, Squamata, Lacertidae. The record is from the annotation of a GenBank genome assembly.
AUGAGUAGUGUGCUGGGGUUGGAAGACUUAGCUGAGGCUCCCACAGAAAGCUGUGAAUGUCCACACCAGCCUGAGCUGUGCAGCUUGAACUCUUUGGUUGACGGAAAUGUUGAAAACCCAAUGAGUGAGGAGCAGAGUAAGAAAGAGGGUAUGUGUUAUCAUGAGGCCCGUUGCCCUUUCAAAUGUUAAUUUUUAUAUCCCUUUACAUUUUUCUUCAGCCAUAAGCUGCUAGUGGCAUUAAACAUUUAUUUCCUUUGUCUUUGCACCACCACCGCUAAAAGGGAUUGUUGUUUCUAUUGCAUACUUUCUUAAAUCUCACAAUGCCCAUCUUUUCAUCGACUGAGAAUUCUAAAGCUAAAGCACAUCUGAGGCCAUACCAUGCUCUCUUCCAGGAAGCAUUGGUCUCAUCUCUUCCCCUCCUCCCCCGUGCUGUAAUCCUAAUGUACCACCUUUAUUCCCAGCACUUUAUUUACUAAACACUAGUGUCUACAUGGCUAAGAAGUGCAAAAAAAAAUAAAAAAUGACUGUUAUAUAUUUUCAGUGCAAUAUAUGCAGUGGUUUAUGUAAAGUACUUAUUUGUUAACUGCUUGAACCUUACCCAGGAAGUUAGUUGUUAUGUCAAUUUUCUGUUAUCAGUUUCCAGGCCUUAUUUUACAGGAAAAAAACAGCUCAUUUCUUCUGUGCUGUUAGUAAAAUGUCUAGCACAUUAAGAGCAGAAUAUUUUGAAAUAUUAUAUGCUAUUCUAGUAGACUCUAUAAACUUUGCACAAUGAUCUGAAACACAAUAAUAUUUGAUAUUAUUUAGUUAGUAAAAUCCUUCGCUCCAGUUUGCACAUGUUCACACAUUUAACAUCUUGUGUAUUAAUGUUAAAUAGUGUUGUUCAUUUACUCCUUUUGCAGCACUUUUGGUGGAUGAGGCUGUAUCCCAACCCCACCAACCGGUUAGCUGUGAUGUCUCUGAAGAGCUAAGCAGACAACUAGAGGACAUUCUGAACACAUAUUGCCUGGAUACAAACCAGGAAGGACCAGGAGAUGACAAUGGGCAGAGUGAACCUGUAGAGAUGGAUGAGGCAGAAAAGUGCCGAAGUGAGUCCCCAAGGAAUGGCGAGCAGGAGCAGAGUUGCCCUGAGAUGAAUGGAGAGAAAGAGGGACCCAGAGGGACCAGUGAUGAAGGCGGCGAGCGGGAUCAGAAACGAGCUCAAGAAAAAAAGAAAGCUAAGGGGCUUGGUAGGUGGUUCCUUCCUGAUAGUGCUCUGCUCUGCUGUCCCAUCCUCAGUUUAUGUCCUAAUCCUAAACGCAGUUGCUAAAGAGUAAUCACAUACUGUUGCAAUCUCUUCAUGGGCCUCUGGUCUCUCUGCCUGCUGUGCUCUGAUGUUGGAAUAGUCAUGCCAGGGCUGUUGUGGCUGGUAUUGACUCAACUUCUUUCUGUUACAGACAUUCUGGACUGCCUAAGUUCAGAUUGUAGAGUGCUUAAGGCAGAGAUUUUUCACAUUAUGAUGACUGAAAAAAUAUAAUGUGAGCUGGCUGCUCUCUGGAAAAUGCUCUUUGUUAUAGAGCAAUGAGGCAGGCAGGAAAGUGUAUAGCAGAGACCAGUCCACAUCCUGCCUCCCCACCCCGAUCUACAAGCUUAUAGAAAACUGGUAGUAAUUUCCACAGUCUACAGGUUUCUAGUUCCUUAGAUUCUUUUGGUCUCAAACUCUUCACCCCCUAGUUCUUUUCAUUGUGAUCUGAAGAUGUGUCUAUAUUAUCCUUUGUGUUCCAGGCAAGGAGAUCACGUUGUUAAUGCAGACCCUCAACACACUCAGCACAUCUGAGGAGAAACUGACAGCCCUCUGCAAGAAGUAUGCUGAACUGGUCAGUGACUGGCAACGUGAGAGGGAGGGAUGCUUGAGUGGGGUAUUAGUGCAGGAGGCAACAGGAGAGGGCUUAUUCUGAAAGUGAGAGCUUAUCUCUGAGGAAACCAGAUGCCAGGGGCAGGGUGUGCAUGCUUUUCCUUUGAAUCUUGUAUGGUUUGUUGUGGGUCAUAACAGGUUCAGAACAAGUGGGACUCCAUCACCCAACUCGUCUGCUAAAGCCAAGACAUAUGCUAUUAUAGUCUGGUGCAAGUGUAGGUUAAACGUUGGGGACGUGCAUGCCAUAUCCAAAUCCCACUUAACCACCUGGUUAAGUGGGCAAACUUUGUCUUCAAGGGACUUGGGAGUUUUUCAUAGGGACCAUAGAUAAAAAAGUUUGUCUAUGAUGAGGAAUGCAAAACACCCAGGCAGCAGAGUGCUCCUUCCUUUUGUACUAGGAGACUCUUUCAGAAACCUUUAUGGGCAAGCAGAAGUGCUCAACAGGCUUCUAGCAGUGCCUUGCCUCUUGGGAAUCCUAAACUAAACCGCAGGCAGCAGUAUGCUUAUUGCCAGGUUGCUGCCAGUGCUGGCAGGAUGGGUGGGUAGGAGUUGUAGAGCAGGCCUUCCCAAACCACUGGUAAAGGAGGCUUUACCAGAAGAUUUACCAGUUAAGGGGUUAAGAGAGCUGCCUUAGACCUGUGAAAUACCUAAAACACUUUAGGCACAAGUGGCUCCAGUUUUAGGAUUCUCACAUUGUUCACUGACCAAGAGUACUUCUGCUAAUGGCUUCCAGUGGCAGUUAUCUCUUACCCCUGAUUGUAAUAGGGGGUUAUUGUUCAGGUUCAUCUCUGCCCCAGUUUGUUCACCAAACCCACAGUGUCAGGUGUAGUGCAUAUCAAUCCACUGACAAUUUAGACAAUCUCAACUGACCUUCUUUGGAGUUUCAUAGUCUUUGCAAUGUCCAAUCUAUGGCAAAAUAUCUGCAAUGCGAUGCUUCCUACUCAAUAUGCUUGUUAAACUGCGGGGUCCAGAACUGGACACAGUGCUCCAGGUGGGGUCAGACCAAGUCAAAAAUAAAGUGGUACUAUUAACUUUCCUUGAUCUGGACACUAUUUAACGUCGUUAUGUGAAUUUGACAGAAGCUUCCUCAUGAUGAAAUGCAGGAUACCCUCAGCUUUGAACAGUAAGGUCUGAAGGGGGCUUACAAGUCUGUUUGCCUAAGUGGCACAAACACCCUUCAGAUCUUGAUGCCCAACACUGCAUUGUGCUGCUUGCAUUCUUAAGAUUUUAUAAUAACUGAAAAGGACUGCAGAGGUAGAAUACAUGAGAGUCCCAACAAUUAGAGUUGCAUCCAGGGAAGAAGGCUGCCCAUUGGGACUUGGGUGGCUGAUCUCUCUUGUGGCUCAGGGAUCUGCCUAUCCAAAUUCAUUGGCCUUUAGCCUAGCCAGAAAAAGAGUGCUGUAUUUCUAGCACAGAAGGGCCACCCAGGAUGAUGCAUCCCUCCACCAUAUUGCUUCAGUACUAGUUUUCCCUCUUCUCUCCUCUCUGUCCUUAUUGCUCAUAUGUUUGGGAACACUCGUUUUACUGCUAUGUGGAUACCAUUACUUAUGCCUGUCCUGGUCUGCUUCUCUUUGUCCUGCCAGCUGGAGGAGCACAGAAACUCUCAGAAGCAAAUGAAAAUCCUUCAGAAGAAGCAGACCCAGUUGGUGCAGGAGAAGGAUCAUCUACGGAGCGAGCACAGCAAGGCCAUCUUGGCCCGCAGCAAGCUGGAGAGCCUGUGCCGGGAGCUCCAGAGGCACAACCGCACCCUCAAGGCAAGUGAGGCCCAACCUGUAGGUAGCCUCUCCCCCACCCCCAUCAAAGCCCCAGGUGCUGUACCAGUGUCUGUGCAGGCCUCUCCUCCAGAGACCUGUGUGACGCUGCUGCACCUUUGGGGUCAAAAGAAAGCCUAUCCAAGCAGCGUAGUUCAGCCUAAGAAGGGAGAUAACAUUGUUGUGGGGGCAGCUCCUGGCUUGCUAUACUGGAUGUCUUAGGUUGCCCUCUUGGCUGAUUUUAAAUGAUCACAGUGGAGACCCCAGUCUGUGACUUUGUAGACAAAUUGGUUGGGGGGGCAGGAUGGGGGAAGAAGGAAGAAGAUAACAGCUUCUGAACUGGAUUUCAGCAGGUGUUUUCCAAUAAGGGAUGAUAAAUAAUUGCUUUUCUCCAGCGAGCCAGUACAAUUUUAGCUAAGCUCUGCCUACUGUGACUUGCAGCCAUUCCCUUUUCCAUCGCUGCCACUGAACAGAAGCCCUUUAAGGGGGGUGCCAAGUAUCCCCACCCGGAGAGCCUUCUGCCCACAGGAGUCCUCAUUCUCGCCCUUCUUCCGCCCCCUGACUUUCACAUGUUCUUUCCAACCUGUCUCUCUAGGAAGAAGGUGUCCAAAGAGCCCGGGAGGAAGAAGAGAAGCGUAAGGAGGUGACAUCCCACUUCCAGGUGACCCUCAACGAUAUCCAGCUGCAGAUGGAGCAGCACAACGAGCGCAACUCCAAGCUACGCCAGGAGAAUAUGGAGCUAGCCGAGAGACUGAAGAAACUCAUUGAGCAGUAUGAGUUGCGAGAGGAGGUGUGCAGCCCACAGUGAGCGGUGGGGUGUGCAUUGUGACUGGGGGGUGAGGGACGACUGGAAUGUUGGGGAGGUAGGGAGGAGACGUAUCCCCAAAUCUCUGCAAGCUUAGUCUUAUGAUAAGAAUUUACUUCUACACCACCUGUUUGUUACCCAAGUGAGGGAACAGCUUUUAAAUAAAACACAGAACCAAGGGAAUUACAGCAAGCUUCAGCAGAUCCAGUUAGGGACCCAGAGUUUAUAUUGCAAACGUCCCACUUUAUCACUGUUUCCUUAGCAACCAGGCCUUUGACAGGGUUGUUGACAUUCCUGUCCCUAUCUGUUCCUUGGAACCUUUCAAGGAGGUGCCAGAUUUCACUCUGGGGCUAACUCAAAACAGACACGGCAAAACACUCUGAGUGACCGGUUGUGCCAAUUUCAGGGUCAGAUAGGAAAGGAAUGCAGCUACUAGGAGUCAUAAAAUGCAGGCACACAGGAAUCAUUCAUGGAUGCAUUCUAGCCAAAGGUUAAAUGCAAUUAUUGAAACAUUUCUAAAAUAAAAAAUAUGCAUUUGGGGUCUCUGGUUUUUACAUCAGUCUGAGAAGUGUGCUGGCUGGGGCUGAUGGGACUUGUAAUCCAAAGCAUCUGGAGGCACUAGGUUUGAGAAGGCUGGGAUACAGAAUGUUGAGCUAGAUGGCCCAAGGGUCUGACUUUGUAUUAGACAGUUUCCUGUGCUCGUUGUAGCAAGUGGCCUGUUGGCAACAGAAGAAGCACCGUUUUGAUACCUGAGUCUGCACACUGGCUUUAAACUGACCUGUCCUAUGCAGGCCCCCAAAUUAAAAUGCUUUCACUUUCAGAAAAAACCCAAAACAUUGCAGCUUUUUUCUGGUAUACCAGAGGCAACCUCCCCAUGAGCGAUUGCUUUCCUUUGGCUAACGUGACUUGUAAAAAUAAAAGUGAUAUUUGUGCCUUGGUAUUGUGCCUGUGACUUUCUGCUCUUGCAUUUGCCAGAAGCGGCUGCUGCUGCUGACUGACAGCCUGUUUUGUCUUUUCAUUGGCAGCACAUCGACAAGGUCUUUAAACACAAGGACCUGCAGCAGCAGCUGGUGGAUGCCAAGCUCCAGCAGGCCCAGGAGAUGCUGAAGGAGGCUGAGGACAGGCAUCAGCGGGAGAAAGACUUUGUGAGUCUUGCUCAAAUGGUCCAAGGAGAAGCCCCAGUCUGGCUGCCGCAGCUGAGCAUCUCUUAAGAGGAGAGCUGCGUCCAAGCUAGGGAGUCCUUUCCCCUCCUCCUGGAUUCUUUGAUAUUCCUCAAAGCUGCAUCAGGCCCUGCUUGCCUCUUAAUUGAUCCUCUAAACAUGGAGUGGAGGGAAGUUCCAGGCUGCAGGGCGCUGUUCUCCUGCAGUGGUGGUGGUGGUGGGGAGUUAAUUUCUCGUACUCCAUUGCCUUCCCCCUGUUCCUUCUCUCUUGCACAGCUAUUGAAGGAAGCCGUGGAGUCCCAGAGGAUGUGCGAGUUGAUGAAGCAACAGGAAACGCAUCUCAAGGAGCAGGUGUGUGCGUGGGUGGCACUCUUCUCUCUCCGCCCCCCUUGCUAUAGUUCACAUUUUCUAUACAAAAUCCACUUUCUUAGAAUGGGGAAACAAUUUUCCUUCUUGUGACCUGCUGGCAGGAUCAGUUGGUCACGACAGGGGCAUGGCUAAAGGAACAGUUGCUUCAUCCAAACCUAAAUUGGGUUGGAAGGUUUUUAGGUACUUAAGAUGGUUUAGUUUGAGUUCCCAGCUGAGUCCUGAGUAGCUCCCUCUUCCCACCCAACCUCUGCACUUGCACUGUUUUUCAGUAAAUGGUGCUUGAAGAAUGUGUGCAUAUAUGUGUGUGUGUGUGUGUGUGUGUGUCAGAGAGCACUUCCCUUUCUCUUACUCAGCCCUGAUCUAAAGAAAGAGUUGUAGACACUAACUCUUCUCCUUCCCUUCUCCUUUUUUCCAGCUGGCCCUCUACACAGCAAAGUUUGAAGAGUUUCAGAACACACUAUCCAAAAGCAGUGAAGUGUUCACAACCUUCAAGCAAGAAAUGGAGAAGGUACUGUAUGUUCGUGCUGCUUUCAUGUGCUGUGGGAGGAGAGGCUCUGACUUAAAUUGUCACUCCUGUUGAACAAUUCUGAAGUGCACCAGCCCAUCCCUUUGAGCUGCUGCCUUGGGAGGGGAGGACAGCCCCUGAACUUUUUCUCUGCCGGCAUCCCAGGACCGACUGACUUUCACUGUUUUUUCCUUUCUUGCUGCAACCCCAUAGAUGACAAAGAAGAUUAAGAAGCUGGAGAAAGAGACCACAAUGUACAGAUCCCGCUGGGAAAGCAGCAACAAGGCCCUUUUGGAAAUGGCAGAAGAGGUAACGUCGCCCCUGCCUUACCCACAUUGACUUCUCUAGGGAAAACGAGUCUCAGGGUCAAAUACAUAGCCAUACAGGCCCCAGAAAUUCCUAUGAGGGAUUGAAACUGUGCCCACCCCUUCAAACCUUUGAAAUCCUUAAGGAUCUAAAUAGAUUAUGUUCAUUUCCCCCCUGACUCUGCACUCAGGAGAGAAUAAUAAAUAUUGGCAGAUCCAGUACAAGAUGCUGGUGCCUCUGUAGUUUUAGAGAUGAGCUUGGAAAUGCUGAGCAACCUUUUGCUGAAGUCUCGACCAGUAGAUGGCCUAUGCGUAGUUUUUCAGUCCUUGGAAGCAUCCUCCUCCCUAUGUGCCACUCUUUGGGGGGGGGGGAAAGGCAUUUUGGGGAAAUCACAAAUCCUCUCCAUCAGAAGAAACCUCCCUUGCUCUCUCACUUCCUUAGUUUUGCUCUUGGCAUUCCGUGCUCUUGAGUCAGGAUUCCUUUCAACAAGCCUUUGAGUUUUUGUUCUUGCUCUUUGCCUGGCGCUCAGUCCUGGCUUUGCAGUUGGGCACUGGCCAGUUGACAGAAAGACAACCCAGGAAUGGUGCCCUUGUUUUUGUUCUUCAUUGCUGGCUGGGACUAGAAGCUCCAGGCCAACCUCGAUGCCACAAUGAGUUGGAGAGGAGUGGAAAGAAGCAGGGAUAUGCACCUCCCUGUCCUUGUACUUGGAAGUUUCUUCUUCCAGAGCACACAUUGCACUACUUGCUGUGGGGCUUCUACACCCAGUGGUACAAGGAGGGGAGGGUGUGGCUGAGGGUUAGUUAGUCUCUGGUCCAGAGCUGGCCUGUAAGCUGGUUAAGGACAUUUCCCAUCUUAAUGAACAAGCAGCCUUCCUGACGUCUUAGCAGCUGUAUUUAAGCAACUUAUUUUUGUCGCCUUUUCAUGAUCUCUUCUGUACCUUGGCAAGCAGGCAGAAGCUGGCCCUGAAAUUGAUUUUGUUUACCCCUUGCAGAAAACUCUCCGGGACAAAGAACUGGAAGGGCUCCAAGUGAAAAUCCAGCGCCUGGAGAAGCUCUGCCGGGCCCUGCAGACAGAGCGCAAUGACCUGAACAAGAAGGUGCAGGACCUGUGUGCCCUUGUGCCUCCUGCUGCCAGCACGGACCUCCAGGGACCACCAAAGGACCCAUCCCAAGGCAGCUCAGAGGAGCUGGCACCUCAGGGCACCACCGUGGAGGAGUGCCUUGCCCUGGCACAGGCGGUGUGCUGCACGGGACCAGCCGAGAGGUUUGGGGAGCCAAGCAUAGGAGGAGCCCCUGCUCGGGAAAAGAUGGAUGAAGCUGCUGUCUCUCUUGAGUAAAGAUGGAGGAAGGGGGAGAGGCGGGCAUACCUCUCCAGAGACUGGGCCCCAGGCCUGGGGUGACAAAGCUCAGUCCCCCACCCCCCAGGCACUUAAGGUGUUCCAGUUUAAGUUUGAAGGCGUUUUUCUUUUCUUUUUUGCUUUAUAAAAAUUAUCUCACUAUAUAUUACACGAUAUGAUGUGCAGGGCAACUCCCACUUUUUAUAUAUAGGCCUAGGAACUAGAUUGAACCACAUUCUUGUGUGUCGUGUGAACAUCUCUAAGUGUGUGGCAGUUUCACCAAAAUACCUUCUGAAGUAUGGGCGUGGGGGAAUCUUGCCAACCAUAACCCUAUUCCCCUCCCCCAAACUCAGUUUGGCUGCUACAUCUCACUGUGGGUGCUAUGCCAUGAAUGCAAAUUUAGGAGGUUGGCAUCAGGGGGCCCUUUGGAGGAUUUGUUUAUUUUUCUCAUAUAUUGACCAGACCCAGAGGCUUAAAACCAGAACAGGAGACUCAGGAGUUUGCUAUCUAGUAGGUUAUUUUUAGCAUGUAGAUUCCCCCAGGAAAGCGGAGAAUAAAGUAGAUGUGACUUUGCUUCACGGGGACAAGAGACUGAGAGCCCUGUUGGUUUGAGGAGAGGGUGGGUGGGGAGCAUCCUCUCUGGGACUUUGCUACUUCGAGAAUCUAUGUUUCAACAGCCUUACGACUUCACAGUUGCCUCUAUGCUUAUACACGCACAAGUGUAUGUAUUAAAGAUUUAAUCCAAAGGUUUUCCUUCCUUAAGUGUUUUGCACAUGAUGAGCACCCGUGCACAUGGUUGCGUGUGAGGAAUGCUCUGGGGGUGGGGUGGGCAGGGGGAGUGAAUCCCCCGCAUGUGUUAUAUACUCCUCUUUGGGAUACUUUGGUACUAAAUGUCCUUCACAGUCCCAGAGGCUCAGGGAGAGAAACCCUAACCUCCCAGGCAGCAAAGCCCAGUAACUAGAAACAAACUUAACACACAUCAGGAGCUGCCUGGAGAUUGUCCUCCAUGACCGGACUCCCAUUUCCUUAUCUUAACAGCACUUUUCCUUGGGCCACUUUGUCUACACAGCUCCAUGUCAGUAAAAAAGAGGUUUCCUAUUUAGUCCUCAGUGCUGCCAUGGCUAGUUUAAACGCAUAGAGGCUUUUUCUGUUUGUGAUUUCAAUUUCUGCUGCUUCUUGGGCUUAAAACCCAACUACAGACUUCUUUGCGUUUUAGUAGCUGCCUUCUUUGCUUUUAAAACUCUGCAUCCCUCCUCUCUGGGGCUAUUAUUAGCCUUUAUUGUAAUUCCUGUCUUGCUGAGCUGCCUAUUCCUCAGUUAGUUGUGUUUUGAGCUGUUGAGUGUUGGUGUUUGGGAACAGCUGUGGGCAGGCACCAUUCAGGCCCAGCCCUAUAUACUUCAAACACUCUUGUGUUAAAGGAAGCUGGGCUUUAGGAAACAGUAUUAGCAAUGCAUUUUGUAUGAUCUGACUUCACUCAAGUUGGCAGAUUUCUUGCAGAGCUGUUUUGCUUCCUUGUUUCUCUUACUGGAGGUAGUGAUUUCAUCAAAGCUUUGGGUGACAUCCAGCAUCGCACCAGCAGAUAUGGCAGGACUUCACCUUUGUCACAGCCCCUCUCCCCACGUACGCCCAAUCUGCUCUGGAGGGUCCCUCAACCCUUGAGCAAUUUCAAGGGUGCAUGGGGGGCUGGGGUGUGGGUGGGGAGAGCAAGUCUAUGCUAUGAAUGGGCCGCCUCCCAUCCUCUUCCUCGUACUUUGCAGGGCUUGGCCAAAAGCUGAUGAAUGUAAAUGGGAGAUAGAACUUUACUCUUGGAGCGGGACAGAACUGAACACUGAGAUGUUUCAAGAAAACCUUCCAAUUUUUUUUAAUGCAGUGGUACAGGCAAUAUCUAGAUCUGUUAUAUAUAUCUAUCUUUGUAUCCAAUACAAAUGAACAUAAACUUGACUGCAUGUCUGUGCUCCUUUUUUCUCCGCUACCAUUAUGGAUAUUGAGGCAGGCUAUUGAGCUUGGCACACAGCACCAAUUUCCAGAUGUCCAUCCCAAUUCACUAAAAACGGUAUUUUGGCCCUUUUCAAGGGGCUUGGGACAGUUUUUGUAUCACUUUCAUGUGUAUUGUAAGUGGUGAAAAUGGGUCUGGGAAAUAUUUUUCACUUGCUUAGCUUCAAAAUCAUUUUUUGGUUAGGAUUCAGAAAUAAAACCAAUGUAGUGCUUUAGAGGGAGUGUUAGACUUCUUAAGCAUUAACACCAAACUUUCAGGUUCCAGUUCAAGAAGACAACUCAGAUUAUUUUUAUUGGUCUAGAAUACUGAAGACUGAAGUUACAAGGGGUCUUCCUAAUUUGUAUUAUAAUUUAAGUGGAACUCUAGCUACAUUUUAAAAAAGGAAACCAUGGAGCCGUGAGGGACCUCAAAGACCAUCCAGUGUAUUGUUACAGCAGCCUUGUAUGGGCCACUCAGCUUCUGUUUAAAACCUCUUAACCAAAAAGAGUGUCCACCACUGUUCCAGGAUUGAAUAUAUUGUGCUGUUAGCAUGGCAAGUUCUUCCCAAUGCUUUGUUGAAACCAUGUAAUUUUGAAUGAACUGGUGUGGAUCCGACUGGAACGUGUGGUAACCUGACACCCUUCUGAUUCUGACCAUUGGCCAGGACCGAUUUUGAGUUGGGUCCAACAAAAUCUGGAGCAUGGGUGUAGCAGCACCCAUAUCUCUAGUCAUACAACUCUGCCAUGAGGCAUCCUAGCCCCAGGCUUUUUUGCGGGGUAGAGGGGACAGGGUGCUUUCAAGUAUUGUACUCCUUCAGCAACACUUGUGAUAAAGGAAUUGUAGCUGUGUGCCCUGCCCCAAAGCCUUAGGCUAUGAAUAUGACCAAACACAGAUCCACCCCCACAGGGAGAAUAUCCUGGGGAGGUUCUGCAGGCCAUCAUGUCAAGCUUAAAGCUUCUGCUUGGGGCAAGCAGUUAAACUUCUAAUUUACAUUUUUCAAGGGAGGGGGGUUCCACCUCUCCUUUUCUUUCUUUAUAAAGGUCCGGCUUCUACCCUGGAGAAAUGUACCAGGUCAAGCUUUCCUGGGCGUGAAGGGAGGGAAGAAGUCUAAUGUACUACUUGGGGUGAAUGGAAGUUGUGGGGUCAGGGAGGGGAGGAUGGGCAGAGGAAGGCCUACCUAGGUGCCUUCCGAGGCCUUCUGUCCACGCCCAGAGACCUUUUCCCUUCGACGUGCUCUUGGGCUACUGAACCCUAUCCUCCAAAACUGGUUUAAGACGGGCGUUUGCAAUGGGCUGGCUCGGAGCGGGAGUGGGGAGCAAGCCAGUUUUCCAAAGGGCCCGGAUCUGAGCGAUGGAGCAGCGGCUGCUGUCCACGAAGGCGGUGGCAGCGUCGGAUCCAGUGAAAGGGCAUGCCAUUCUGGCCACCAAAGCCUCCCUCCGCCCGAGCCCUGGGAAACCAGCUGCAGCCGACCAGAGGCGGAGCGGACCCUGAACAUCGGGCCGCCGUUUCCACAAGCCCCUUUGCGGAGGGGCCUGCCUGGCCACCGCCUCUCCGAGAGGGAGUGCGCGCACUCGCGCACGCGCUCGGCGCUUCUCGGGCGCGCAGCAGCAAGAGCAGCCGCCGCCGGAGCGUCCCCAGUGGCCCGUCUCCGCCGCAGAGGUCAGUGUCUCCGCAGCGCGUCCUCCACCCCAUGCGGUGCGAAGUGGGGGCGGGGGGGGGCGUGGAACCUCGGCGAGGAGAACGUUCUGAUUUGGAACGCGGAGCGAGGAAUCAGCGUUCCAAAUUGGAACAUUGGAGGUGGCAUCUUUUGUUGCUGGCAGAUGGCGGUGGGUGGGAUUAACCGGCCUUUUAAGAUUGCCGGCGGAGAGCGAGACCUUUCCUUCUCUCGCCCCGGACCUCUUUUCUCGGGCAGCGACCUCUUCUUAGAAGCCAGACAGGGCUGUUUGUUAAGGCGCUGCAUCAUCGCCGCCUGCUCUGCACGGUCUUGUUUAUCGAUCUAUUUAUGUGAGCUCCUUAUGUGAUGCAAGAGCGAAAAUAAGAGAAGGUCGAUGAGCCAGGGAGGAUUCAAAUUAGCAAUUCAGCGUUUAGUGUUGUUACCGAAAUGAGAUGCACAGGGCAUUUCUCAUAGCAGGAGAACCAGUCCUCCUCACCCAAGCAGUUGACAACCCCAGCAGCUACUGCUGGAGAAGGAGCCCUUGCACCCAUCACCCCCCCCCCACGACCGACCUCUGAUAAUUGGCCCUAAACCAAGAGGUGUCCCUGAUGGGACCAUGUGCCCUAACAGAGCAGGGGCUGGAACACCAGGGAGCAGUCAGCUUUUGAGAACUGGGCAGAGGAAGGAUUACUGCCCCUUCUCAAAAUGUCCCUUCUGCAAUAUUAACACAUUUAUUUAUGGAAUCAAUUUAAAUUCUACUUUAGUUUUCUUACACAGAGCUAAGGGGUGUAAAAUACUUACCCCACCCUCACAUGGGCAUACCCAGGACUUUUGUUGUGGGGGUCAGGCUUCUGUGAGGAGGACAGAACCUCAGAUUUGUAUUGAUUUGUAUUGAUUUUGAUUGAUUGGGGGGUAAGCUGCCCCCUGCCCCUCCUGGCUACGCCCAUGCAUCCUCAUUUUAUUCUCAAAACAAACCCUGAGAGCUAAGUUAGCCCAAGCAAGCAAGACAUCUUCCCAACAUCACCUGGUGAGCUUUGUGGCUGUGUGGGGACUGAAGCUGUCUCUCCUUAGCCCCAACGCUGAUCAGGGAUGCCAUUUUCUGGGUUGUAUAUUCUGGUAGAGCAUCUGUUAUUCUAGGCUGCAUCAACAGUAGUGUCCAGGUCAAGGGAAGUAAUAAUACCACUUUAUUCUACCUUGGUCAGACCACACCUGGGAUACUGUGUCCAGUUCUGGGCACCACAGUUUUAAGGAGGAUAUUGACAAGCUGGAAUUUGUGCGGAGGAGGGCAGCCAAGAUGAUCAGCGGUCUGGAAACCAAGUCUUAGAAGGAACGGUUGAGGAAUCUGGGUAUGUUUAGCCUGGAUAAAAGGAGUCUGAGAGGAUAUAUGAUAGCCAUUUCAAAUAUCUGAAGGGCUGUCACAUGGAAGAUGGAGCAUGCUUGUUUUCACCUUGUCCAGAGGAUAGGACCCAAACCGAUGUAUUCAAGUUACAAGAAAGGAGUUUCUGAGUAAACAUCAGGAAUAACUUUGUGAUGGUAAGAGCUGUUUGACAGUCAAACAGCGUCCCUUGGGAGGCUGUGGACUCUCCUUCCUUAGUGGUGUUUAAAGCAGAGAUUGGAUGGUGCUCUGUCAUGGAUACUUUAACUGAGAUUCCUGCAUUGCAAGGGGCUGGACUAGAUGACCCCUGGGUCCCUUCCAAGUCUACAAUUCUAUGGCUCUAAGAAGGUACUUAGGUAUCUCCACUGAACCAAAAACACCCAGCACCUCAUUUUCUCAUAUUAUUGUCUCCAAGUAAUGAGAAACUCCUGGGGUAAUACAACCCAUGCAUGAUGAAGGGGAGAGCAGUAGAGACUUAGGCCGCAUCCAGACUUACUGAGCAGUCACAUUGAUUUGUUUGUAGGAAGGUUGUACAAUCUUGCAUCGAGCAAAUGUUAUCCCAAAACCUUCCAGUUCAUUUUCCCCAUCACUUUUCUUAUCACCAAAACAAUAUUUUUUUUGGGGGGGGGGAGAAGCAAAACUGAUGUGCUCGAGCAUUAAAAAAAACUGUGCAACCUGGAUUUGCCAGUGUGUGACUGAAUCCUACCCGAAAAUAGCAACAGUCAGAAAGUGUUCUCAUGUUGUACUUACACAGUUCUCACUGUACUCAAACAACAGCAGAAAUCUGAGUAAAGCAGGGCUGGAGACACGGAGGCAAAAAAAUGUGGUUUUAACAAUGACAGAGGCUUGAGUGCAGCAGGGAUGGAGAGACACCGGGGGGGGGGGGUUGUUAUUUUAAAAAACAAAGCUGUUUUAACAAGGAGAAGUAGCAGAAAUAGGUGCAUCAUAUCAGCUAACACAACAGAGCCUUCCCACCUCCUUGCUGUAUUCAAACCUUUUUCUAAUCUGCCGCUUCACCCCUCUUAAUGUCACCUUGACUCACUCUAUUCAAACCUCUGCCACUGUUUAAAACCAUCCCCUGCUCUGCUUCAUUCCACCCCUGCUUUAUUCAGACCUGCGCUGCUGUUUAAAACUACUAUUUCCCUACUGUGUUUCUCCCUUCUUGCUGUACUCAGACUUCUCCUUCUAUUCCUCACCUGACUCUUGUGUGUGAGAGAGGAUGAGGAGCUCUCAAUGAUUUCAUUGUAUGGAAAGUUCUUUAUUCAAACCUUUGCUGUUGUUUGCUAGAUCCAGUUCCCCACCUCUGAUUCAAAGGGUUGGAGAUGGGAUGUGAGGAAGAGGAAGUCUGGAAGUGGUGGAAGUCUGUUUCUUGUCCUGGUUACAGAACGGGCUGCUGUCUUCAGAACGCUCCCUGGCCUUGCAACACCUGACCAAACUGCUUCCCCUCUCAGUGUGCCUCCCUUCUCACUCCCUUGCCGUUGUCAUGCUGUUGUACAACCUGCCUUCUCUUUUCCUCCCCUACCCCACCACAACUUCCUGCAAAUCCAGGAUUGUGAUGAGUCCUUCAAUGGGGACUUUGCAAUGACAGCCUUACAUAUCUAUGUAAUUGGGAAAACAUAUUUAUAUGUCUCUUAUUGUCUCGUUUACCGUUGGGGUUAUAAAAAAUAUUUGCAAGCUGUGUGAAGAGUUUUAUUAAAACUUUUGUACACCCUGCACUUUUCUGAUGAAAAAAUGUUUUUUAAAUAAUAAUAAAGAAUAUCUGUUCCAGCCUUUUAUUUUCGCUGAAGGUCAGCCAGAUUCCUUUGGAAGGCGCAAGAGCCAUAGCUCAGUAGCAGAGCAUCAGCUUUGCCUGCAGAAAGUCCCAGGUUCAAUCCCCUAUGGCAUCUCCAGGUAGGGCUGGGAGAGACCCCUGCCAGAAACCCUGGAGAGCUGCUGCCAGUCAGUGCAGGCAGUACUGAGCUGGAUGGACCAAGGAAUUGACAGCUUCCUGUGUUCCUAUAGAAGCUCCCCUGCAGAGCAUGGCGGGACUGGCCACUGCCGUGUUGUUUGUCCCAGCGCCUGAUGUUCAGAGGUAGACUGCCUUGGAGCACUGGAGGGUCCAUCUAGUUACAUUCGUGACUGAAAGCCACCAAUAUGCUGUUGCUAUCUCUUUCUAGCUUAUCUUUAG